Prunus armeniaca (apricot) is the source of this 321-nucleotide messenger RNA. NCBI's taxonomy places the organism in Eukaryota, Viridiplantae, Streptophyta, Magnoliopsida, Rosales, Rosaceae. The record is from the annotation of a GenBank genome assembly.
AUGUUGCAAGUGGAUCCCGAAAAUUGCCAGCAUUGUGGAAUGCUCAAACUAUAUCUAUCUUCAUUAACCUUUGUAUCAAGGAGGUGGAUCUAUGCAAUCGUUCCAGUAUUCACUUUCAUAAAGUUGGAUGGACAAGAAAGGAAAUUAUGGAAAGAUUUAAAAGGAAAGGAAACGGGUCUUGGGUGGAAUGUCGCUAAGAAUACUGUUGUUGCAUCUGAGGAAUGGUGGCAAAAUAAAAUUAAGGCAGAAUCCAAAUAUGCAAUAUUCCAAUUUAAGGGUAUUAGUCCUGAGAUGGAGGAGAAGUUAGAUAUGAUGUUUUGA